Messenger RNA from Branchiostoma floridae (Florida lancelet), 3394 nucleotides. RefSeq lists its product as uncharacterized. The transcript has a single exon. Lineage: Eukaryota; Metazoa; Chordata; Leptocardii; Amphioxiformes; Branchiostomatidae. The record is from RefSeq and is a predicted model, not a curated record. Bases 15 to 1286 code for a protein of 423 amino acids.
CAGUGCUUUCUUCUAUGAACUUGUUGGGCACCGCCUUCACUAAGAUCGUCCAGCACUUCGUACACAUUCCAGCCGACUGGGCAUACCCCCCCCUCCCUCUCGUCCCCACCAUGCCAUGCUGCGAGGACUGCCGUGCGACGGGUGCUCAGCCUUGCCAGGGCGACCUAUUCCUGUGCCAGGAGUGUGCUGACAAGCGCUUUCCUCCUACCAACAAGGAAACAUCCGCUUCUCGUGAGUCAAACGAUGUCAUAAUCAACGACAUGUUAUGCUUUGUUGUGAAUAAGAUGGAUGUACUCCCAACUGAUGUAAUAACCAAACUGUGCAUUGAAACAUACUCUGACGACGAGGUUGAGGCUGCUAAGAAGCUGGUCUUUGACUUGUGUAAACCAAACGAACGUUACAAGAAGAGUCGAGGCACCAACAGAUCAGCUACUACCAUGGCGGACAUUCUUCGCGUCCUUCACUCAAUGGACCCUCCUUCGAUACCAACUUUUGUGUCUGCCACAUUGCAUCUCCCACCCGUCAGCUUUGAGCAUGUUGACAUUACUGCCUACUUGCAACAACUACAAGUUAUGCGGCAAGAGAUGAGGGAUAUCCGUGAUAUGUCUAUCGACUCAGCUAUGAUACACGCCGAACUCGCGUCCCUUAGACGAGAAAUAGUCGAUUUGAGGUCCCGUGCAGAUCCAGCGCCAGCAGCUAAGAAGGCUACAUAUGCUGAAGCGGCUUCUGAUCCGGUGAAGAGUGUGCCUCAAGUUUCGAGGGUUCCUUCGCAUGCUGAACCCAGACGUGUUGAAGUUCAUGAUGGCGAAGCCACUGUACCGAAAUCUCUGCAUGUUGACGUACGUCACAAGCCGGUACAAAAGGAGCCCAUACGACACUCCCCACGUUCAUCUCGUCGGGGCUCUGAGUCGGGAGGUCCCAGUGAGCCUGGGUCUGAUGGCUUCCGCCUGUGUCAGAAGAGAAAACCAAGACCCAAGGCUGUGGUGGGUACUGCAAGGACGACUAAACUGUCUGCGGUUGGGGUGAGACCUCCUGAGGUCUUCGUGACGCGGCUGGAGCCCGAGACCCAGCCCGAGGACAUUGAACAGUACCUGAACAGCACGUUAUCCCAGAAAUGCAUGAUCUCCUGUAAGAGGCUACAGACAAAGUAUGAUUCGUACGCGUCUUUUCGUGUCUCAGUGGAGAGUGUCGUCUUGCCCGAAGUGCUGGCCCCGUCUACCUGGCCUUGUGGGGUGCUGGUGAGGCGCUAUCAUGACACUCGACAUUCUGGUCCCCCCAGAUCUUAGAUUUAUGGCUAGAAUUACCAACCAGAGUUCUUUGACUGUUACGUCUUUUAACUGUAGAUCUGUGAAGAACUCUGUUCGGACAGUAACGGACCUGUGCAAUAUGUCUGACAUUGUUUUGCUGCAAGAACACUGGCUUCUUCCAACGGACUUGUCCUACCUCAAUAGUAUUAGCAAUGACUUUAUGGCCUGUGGAAAGUCACCUAUCAAUCUAGAAGCUGGCAUCCUGCAAGGUCGCCCUUUUGGUGGUGUCGGUAUCUUAUGGAGAAAAACACUGUCUCCCAUAAUCUCUCCUGUUGAGAUUGAGGACGACAGUAUGGUCGCCAUUGAGGUAGACACAGGUGAGAACCAGUUAAUAGUUGUUUGUGUUUACAUGCCAUAUGAUUCGCACGCCAAUACGGAUGUUUUUCUGGAAAAACUUGGUAAAAUUGAUUCUGUUAUUAAUGAUUGUAAUAUGUAUGCCUCUAUAAUACUAGGAGACUUUAAUGCCUCACCUACGAAUAGAUUUGGUACAUUGGUACGUGACUUUUGUGAUGAAUCAGAACUGCAUAUCUCUGAUAUGGAAUAUCUUCCUAAUGACACUUUCACAUAUGUAAGUGAUGUUCAUGGCACUACUUCCUGGCUUGAUCACUGCUUGGCCAGCGAUACUGCCCAUAAGAACAUCACCAAUAUAGAGGUUUUAUACGACAAUGUUAUUUCAGACCAUUUGCCGUUGAGUGUUACCCUAAAUGUUGAUUUUCCUAUCCUCACAAACAUGCCGAGUGUGUCCAAUACUCAGAAAGUUGUCGAUUGGGCCAAUGCUAGCCAAGGUCAACUAGAUGCAUAUAAGUCCACACUUGAUAGUAGUCUGUUAUGUAUUGAUGUGCCUGUGGAUGCUCUUAUUUGCAGAGACCCUAAUUGUAUUGAUCCGUCACAUAGAAAUGCCAUUGACUGCCUUUCCCGCCAGUUGAUUACGUGUAUGAAAGAUUCUGCAAGUACUUCGGUUUCCUCAAAACACAGCUGCAGGAAUUUUAAACCUGUUCCGGGUUGGAAUGAUGUUGUUAAAGAUUUGCAUUCUGCUGCCCGAGAGGCGUACAUUCUCUGGCGGGAAAUGGGUCGUCCUCGGUCUGGCCCUAUAUUCCACCUCAUGUCUAAGUCUAGGGCCAGAUUCAAACAUGCCUUUAGACAAUGUAAACAACAAGAGAAUAGGGCUAGAGCUGACUCCACUGCCAAAAGUUUUAAUUCUGGAAACUACCGGGACUUCUGGAGCAAAAUAAGAAGUUCCAAAUCAUGUCAUACUGUAUUACCCAAUACCAUUGAUGGUUCUUCCGGUGCGGAGAAUAUUGCUAACCUUUGGAAAGCACAUUUUGAGUCCCUGUUAAACUCCGUUGAUAACCAGACUCACAAGUCCGAUGUGUUGUCUGCUUUGUCACCUGCAUUGUUGUUUGAUGACGGUAUGCAAAUCUCCGCACGGGAACUCGCUGACAUCAUCAAGGACUUGCCCAAUGGCAAGGCUUGUGGGUCUGAUGGUAUCAGUAAUGAGCAUUUGAAGAAUGCUGGCCCAAGUCUUUGUGUACAUCUGUCAUUGUUGUUCACCUCUGCCAUUGUUCAUAAUUUCAUUCCUGAUAAUUUGUUAGCCACGAUUAUUGUUCCUAUAGUGAAGAACAAGUCUGGCAAUAUCUCCAGUACUGAUAAUUAUAGACCAAUCGCGAUCACUUCGGCUCUAUCCAAAGUCCUUGAGGCUCUCCUGCUGAACCGUCUGAAGCCUUUUCUUCAGACGUCAGAUUCUCAAUUUGGCUUCAAACCUAAACAUGGGACUGACAUGUGUGUUUUCACCCUAAAGCAAAUAAUUGAAUACUACAGGGGGCUAGGGUCUCCGGUGUUUGUUUGUUUUUUAGACGCCUUAAAGGCCUUUGAUCGCGUCAACCAUUUGGCGUUGUUCAGCAAAUUGAUAGACAGAAAGGUUCCGCUGUACCUAGUUCGUUUUUUAUUCUUCUGGUAUAAGAACCAACGAAUGUGUGUGAGAUGGGGGGCUAUCCUGUCUCCCUACUUCUCCGUUACAAAUGGAGUGAGGCAGGGUAGUCUCCUUUCCCCUUAUUUGUUUAACUUGUAUAUAGAUGAUUUGAGUGUAA